ACCCCCAUGUACUUCUUCCUCAGCCACUUGGCCUUCGUUGAUGUCUCUUUCCCAUCUGUCACUGUCCCUAAGAUGCUCACAAACAUGCACACUCAGCAAGUAUCCAUCUCCUAUAGGGGAUGUAUUUCCCAGGUGUAUUUCCUUUUGUUCUUUGCUUGUCUUGAUAGUUUCCUUCUUGCAGUGAUGGCCAUCUGUCAGCCCCGCCACUACACCACCAUCAUGAGGCAGGAGCUGUGUGUCUCCUUAGUUGCUGCAUCCUGGUUCUUUUCCUUUAUCCACUCUCUGUUGCACACUCUGCUCUUGAUCCAAGUGUCCUUCUGUGGUGACAAUACCAUCCCCCACUUCUUCUGUGACCUCCCUGCACUCCUGAAGAUGGGCUGCUCAGAGGUGUCCCUCAGUGAGUUGGUCAUCUUCACUGAGGGAGGAGUGGUCUUUUCCCUUUGUUUGGGUGGCAUCCUGGGCUCCUAUGUCCAUAUAGGGACCACUGUCCUGAGGGUCCCUUCCACCAAAAGUCUCUUCAAAGCUUUCUCUACCUGUGGCUCUCACCUUCUUGUUGUGUCUUUAUACUAUGGGACCACUGCAGGAGUUUACUUCUCCUCAUCAUCCACCUCCAGAGACAAAGACAUGAUCGCCUCUGUGAUGUACAUGGUCGUCACCCCCAUGCUGAACCCCUUCAUCUACAGCCUGAGGAAUAGAAAUAUAAAACAGGCCUUAGAGACUUUUCUCAAUAAGAUUAGCUACAAGUGA
Messenger RNA from Talpa occidentalis (Iberian mole), 747 nucleotides. Its product is annotated as olfactory receptor 1J4-like. Gene Ontology annotation, cellular component: membrane. Gene Ontology annotation, biological process: G protein-coupled receptor signaling pathway. Gene Ontology annotation, molecular function: olfactory receptor activity. Lineage: Eukaryota; Metazoa; Chordata; Mammalia; Eulipotyphla; Talpidae. The transcript has a single exon. The annotation marks the transcript as partial. The record is from RefSeq and is a predicted model, not a curated record.